This is a messenger RNA of Cladophialophora yegresii CBS 114405, 1038 nucleotides long. RefSeq lists its product as uncharacterized. The record is from RefSeq and is a predicted model, not a curated record. Lineage: Eukaryota; Fungi; Ascomycota; Eurotiomycetes; Chaetothyriales; Herpotrichiellaceae. Gene Ontology annotation, cellular component: nucleus; cytoplasm. Gene Ontology annotation, biological process: signal transduction; cell division; positive regulation of protein phosphorylation. The coding region runs from base 1 to 1038 and encodes 345 amino acids. The transcript is spliced from 3 exons. Gene Ontology annotation, molecular function: protein kinase activator activity.
AUGCCCUUCAGAUUCACCAUCCCCAUCAGAGCCCUCAGACGACCCAUCUCUCCUACCAAACAUGCUGUAGUGGCUGACCCAGAUCCCAGUCGCCAGGGUUUUACCCGCGCCAACACAAAGUCCAACCAGAACCUCAAGGCUCAGUACAACAAUGGGCAGGCCCAGUCACCGGUCUCUCAGCAGGCUCCUCCUCUCCCUCAUAUAACAAAUUCUCCCUCCGUCCCCUCUACCUUCAGCGAGCAGAACACCUACGUUGAGCAGCCCAAGAAAUUCUUGGAUGAAAGAUACGCAAAGUGCUCAGUCAAGGGUAACUUCCUCACUUUGGCGGCGCAACCGAAGAAUGUCGAACUCGGUGAAUGGCUGGCACAUCAGUUGGUCGAGAUGAACCGACUCCUUACCGGCAUGAUCCAGGUUAUUCAAGAGGUUGACACAAAUAUUGGGCUCGCUCUCUGCAAUGAGCAGCAAUGUCCCACCAUGUCAGCUGGACGCCUCACUUACACCUGGCUGGAGAACGGACGCCCAGCAAAGAUCCCUGCGCCUCAGUACAUCGUCCGAGUUCAACGCUGGAUCGUGGGCAAGAUUCACGACGAGAAGACCUUCCCAACCGCUCCUCCGAUGCCGAUCGAUCACACCUACAUCUCAGGCGACAUUGGCACACCAGGUCCAGCUACUCAGGUUGGUGCGAUUGCUGCACCUCCCACCAACCUCAAUCAAUCUUUGGCUACGCUCUCUGGUGUUCAGGAUGACUGGGUCGGCAAGACUUCAGGCUUUCCUCAACACUACCAUGCGGAUGUCAAGGCAAUUAUCAAGCAGAUGUUCCGAUGCUAUGCCCAUCUCUAUCACAACCACUUCACCGAUCCAUUCUGGCACCUCGGUCGCUAUACUGAGCUGAACAGCUGCUUCGUUCAUUUCUGCACUGUCGCCAUGUACUACGACCUCAUCAGUAAGAAGGACAUGGAACCCUUGCAGGACUUGAUCGACAUCUUUGUGCGACAAGGCGUCAUCCCCAAGGAAGCAGUUCAGCAGCACGUAUCUUAG